Messenger RNA from Gastrolobium bilobum, 940 nucleotides. RefSeq names its product MLO-like protein 11. The transcript is spliced from 8 exons. The annotation marks the transcript as partial. Lineage: Eukaryota; Viridiplantae; Streptophyta; Magnoliopsida; Fabales; Fabaceae. Gene Ontology annotation, cellular component: membrane. The record is from RefSeq and is a predicted model, not a curated record. Gene Ontology annotation, biological process: defense response.
AUGUCUCGGAGAACGGAGAUCAAGGAACCCAUCAAUUUGCAGACGACGAAGAAGAUGACCGGAGAUGUAGACGACGACCGACGACCGACCGACGACCGACGACAAAGAAGAAAACGAUCAGCAGCCUCCAGCGUCAAGUGGUGGGUGCUGGAUGUUGGGAGAAAAAGCUGUGAACUUUACUCUGAUUUGAGAAUGUCUGAAUCUGCUUGGCACUGUUUAGGAAUUUUCUUUUUCCCAUCUUUUCUAUUGGAAAAAGCUGUGGGGGAUUUCUGUUUUUUUCUUCUUCUGGAAGAGUCUUUGAUAGUCAUACUCCAGUGGAAGAUUCAUAUAUGCAGUGAGGAGUUACCAGAAAAUGUACAAGAAACACGGUCACUGGCCUUGACUCCUACAUGGUCGGUUGCCACUGUGUUGACUAUCUUCGUUGCUGUCUCUUUGCUUGUGGAGCGCUCCAUUCACCGUUUAAGCAAUUGGCUGCGGAAAACUAAUCGAAAACCCUUGCUUGCAGCUUUAGAGAAGAUGAAAGAAGAGUUGAUGUUGCUUGGAUUUAUAUCACUCCUAUUAACAGCUACCUCCAGCAUGAUAGCCAAUAUUUGCAUUCCAUUGAAGUUCUACAAUAGUGCUUUUUCUCCAUGCUCUAGAUCUGAGAUUGAUGAAGAAAUGGAAGAGAAUGACUCCAAAGAACGUAAAUUAUUGAUGGCUUCUGCUUACCCACGCUUACUUAGGAGGAUGUUGAAUGGAAUAAACAGAAACUCCUGCAGAGAGGGUUAUGAACCAUUUGUUUCGUAUGAAGGUCUAGAGCAAUUGCAUCGAUUCAUUUUUGUCAUGGCGGUAACACAUAUAUCUUACAGUUGCCUAACAAUGUUGUUAGCCAUUGUGAAGAUUCACAGUUGGAGAGUGUGGGAGGAUGAGGCUCACAUGGAUCGACACGAUUCAUUAAGUG